UCUCUCUCUCUCUCUCUCUCUCCUCUUUUUCUUCCCCCAAAUUCUCCUCAAACCUCUUCACCGGAACCCUAACCGGUUCACAUUCUCCGUUCGAUUUCUUCGGAAGCAGUCUUUCUUGAACGCCGGCGCUUCUUGGCGGUUUCGUCUUCGCUGUGAUUUGAAGCUGAGUUGGUUGAAAACUGGAAAUGACGAUUUUCGCCGGAAAUUUGAGCUCGGAAGGCGGCGAUCGGAGUGUGGUUGCUCCGGCGGAAAUAAACGCUCAAGAACUUUCUAAAGGGUCAAGAAUCAGAUAUACAAGGAGUUAUCUAGUGUCUUUAGCGAAAUUGAGUACAGGAAAAGGAUUACCGAGAGGAAUUGAACCCUCAGUUUUAAGUGAACUUGAUGAUUCUUGGUUGGACCACCCAUGGGAAGUUUCUAAUGAUUCAGAUUCUGAGAGUUGUCAAGGGAAUUACCAAGACAGAGGUCUGCUCAGUUCUGAGAAUAUCGGACUUCUGGGAGUUGGUUCUUUACGAAGAGUCCAAGGUGACAUUGCUGAUGCAUCUCCUCCCAAGGUUGAAGAAAACAUUUUAUCUCUACUUCAUAAGAGCAAAGAGCCAUAUCGGCCUCCACACCUUUUGAAGGCCGAUUGGAAUGAUUAUAAAGAUGAAGCAUGGGUUUCUCCCGAGUAUCUAAGUAAAAAUGGACAGAAGCAAAACUGGGGAAAAGACUUUCCUGAGGUGAUGAAGGCAGGACAGAAGGAAGCAUUACUACAGAAGAAAAAGAAGAAUUCAAGUGAACGUGACAAAAAGGUCCAGCCUAUGAUGCCACUGGACAUGUCUGAAAACGAAGAGAUAAUGAAUUCCCUUGCACCAGAGAAUUCUGAUACAACUGCAACUCACACUAAGAUCGCUGCAAAUUGUAGUGAAUUCGCUCAGUUUCCUGCUAUAGGUAUUGUACUUCUAGUAAAUUAGUAGCUUACUAUUAAUGUGCUUUUGAGUGAAAUGUUUAUGUCUCG
Molecule: messenger RNA, 994 nt
Organism: Argentina anserina (silverweed cinquefoil)
Lineage: Eukaryota; Viridiplantae; Streptophyta; Magnoliopsida; Rosales; Rosaceae
Exons: 8
Coding region: 186-950 (254 amino acids)
Source: RefSeq, a predicted model, not a curated record